AUGACAUUUAUAGCUAAGACAUUUUAUGAUCUGCGUGCAACUACACUGGAAGGGGAAACAAAAGAUUUCAAUAUUUUCAGAGGAAGAGUGGUGUUAAUUGAAAAUGUGGCAUCACUUUGAGGGACAACCACCCGGGACUAUAUGCAGCUUAAUGAGCUCCAGAGCAGGUACCCUCACCGGCUUGUGGUCCUGGGCUUUCCCUGCAACCAGUUUGGAUACCAGGAGAACUGUUCUGAUGCAGAAAUUCUAAAUUCCUUGAAAUAUGUACGGCCAGGUGAAGGGUAUAAGCCUGCAUUCACCAUUUUUGAGAAGUGCAUUGUAAAUGGAAGUGAUACACAUCCUGUCUUUUCUUACUUGAAAGACAAGCUUCCUUACCCAGAUGAUGACCCUAUGUCAUUUAUGCAGGACCCUAAAUAUCUGGUCUGGAAUCCCAUCAGUCGGAAUGAUAUUUCAUGGAAUUUUGAAAAAUUUCUAAUUGGACCAGAGGGUGAGCCCUUCAAGAGAUACAGUAAAAAGUUUCAGACUAUCAAUAUUGAACCAGACAUUCAAAGACUACUGAAACUAACUAAGAACUAA
Molecule: messenger RNA, 576 nt
Organism: Onychostoma macrolepis
Lineage: Eukaryota; Metazoa; Chordata; Actinopteri; Cypriniformes; Cyprinidae
Gene: gpx2
Product: glutathione peroxidase 2
Exons: 2
Biological process (GO): response to oxidative stress
Molecular function (GO): glutathione peroxidase activity
Source: RefSeq, a predicted model, not a curated record